AUGGAACCGGCAAUUAUGUUUAGCAGCCGUACUAGACCUGUAACUGUAUUUGAAAAAUUCUUCACUGAUGAAGUCUACGAUUUGAUAAUAUAUCAAACAAACUUAUAUGCAGAGCAAAGGAAAGAUGAAGGAUGGACACAAUUAGAUAAAAAAGAACUGAAGGCCUUUGUAGGGAUUUUUAUAAUAAUGGGAUACAAUAUUCUGCCUUCUAUUGACCUUUAUUGGUCUUCCGACCCUGGUUUCAGGGUAGAUGAAAUAGCAGAGACUAUGACCGUAAAGCGAUUCAAGAAGAUAUUGCGAAAUCUGCACGUGAAUGAUAAUACACAGAUACCAGAUAAGACAAGCGAGAACUAUGACAAACUUUACAAAAUACGCCCAUUAUUGGAUCUUAUCACUCAGGCAUGUCAGAAAAAUGCCAAAGACUCCUCAUCCCAAAGUAUUGAUGAAUCGAUGAUUCUCUUCAAAGGCCGGUCUUUCAUGAAACAGUAUAUGCCUCUAAAGCCCAUAAAAAGAGGUUACAAGGUAUGGUGUCGCUGUGACAGUAAAACUGGGUAUCUCUAUGAAUUCUACAUAUACACUGGAAAAUCAAAAACCGGAACAGAGGAAGGACUAGGAUCCAAAGUUGUGAAGAUGUUGACUGAAAAGCUGAUAAAUAAAGCACUGGAGGAAUAUCAUAUUAUUAUUACAUUUGACAAUUUCUUCUGUGACUACACUCUAAUGCAAUAUCUAUAUGAAAAUGGCAUUUAUGCUACAGGAACUGUACGAAGACACAGAAAACAUCUGCCUGUACUUGUAAAAACGAAUCAGAAGCUUGCAAAAGGACAAUAUAAAUGGAGAGUCAAGGGAAAUGUAUCUUUCUUAGUUUGGCAAGAUACCAAAGAGGUUCUCCUAUUGAGUAAUGCAUUCCAUCCAAAAGUUGGCAAAACCACUGUCUUACGGACUCAGAAAGACGGCACAAAACAAGAAAUCAACUGCCCGUUAGCAAUAAAGGAGUAUACUAAAAGGAUGGGAGGCGUUGAUCACUUUGAUCAGAUAAAAAGUACCUAUUCAGUAGGCAGAAGAAGUAGGAGAUGGUGGGUCCGAAUAUUCUUUUUCCUUUUAGAUACAAGUAUAACAAAUGCAUACUUGUUAUAUUGCCAAAAUAAGAAUGCGACAAAACUAAGCAAUCUUGAAUUUCGAGUCUCUGUCGCUAGAGGACUGAUCAGUGGGUUUUCCAGUAGAAAACGACGAUCUGGUAGUUUAGUCAACUAUAUCUGCAGAAAAAAAAUUGCUUCUGAGAAUCGCCAAAAGGCAGUGCAUGUUGUCGCAGAGGAAGUUCGUUUCACCAACGUUGGAGACCAUAUGCCCGUUGAAUCGCCUUCAUAUAAACGUUGCAGAAUGUGUAGCACAAAAGAAAAAGACAAAAGAUCGAAAGUUAUAUGUGAAAAAUGCAAAGUUCCGCUCUGCAUAGCACCAUGUUUUACUGCAUUUCAUAGGAAAGGCUAG
This is a messenger RNA of Parnassius apollo (apollo), 1485 nucleotides long. The record is from the annotation of a GenBank genome assembly. NCBI's taxonomy places the organism in Eukaryota, Metazoa, Arthropoda, Insecta, Lepidoptera, Papilionidae.